AUGCCUCAUUGCUCUUGUUUCUUGCUUGGUCAUUCUGACGGUCUUUGUAUUGACCGUUGCAUGGUUAUCUGGGUUUGUGCCAUCCUUAUUGGAGCUCCUGGUCACAAUUUUCAUUACUUUAUCGGAAAUGAUUUGACAAUUGAUACCAUUUCCAAGUUUUUGGCUCAAAGUGUCCGCUCAAUAUCUGGGUCUAGAUCUUUCAUUAUUGAAACUCAAACGUCAUACAUCAUUGCAGCCUUAUCCAAUUAUAAUUCAUGGGAUAAAAUACAAUGUAACACUUAUAAUAGUAUUUCAGACACCUCCCAAUAUAUUUCAGUCUACAGAUUGUGCACUAGCACUCAAAUCGAUUGGAUCAUUGUUCUCUCAGAGCCAAAAUGGAACACCAUUAGUUCUACCAUCAUUUCAAUCAUUUGCUCUCUAGUUGGUAGUGCUUGCGUUAUCCUAUUAGGAGUCAUUCUGGGUGUAAUUACAUCAUUACGUCUGGUGAAACCAUUCAAUAAUUUGAUCAAUCUCUUUGAAAGUGUUGCCAAUAUGGAGUUGGAAUUGGUUGCACUUGACGGGACGGUAUUCUCUGAAGUAAAAGUCCUCCAAAGACAAUUCAUUUCCAUGGUUGAAAGGAUCAAACUCUACAAAUCAUUCAUUCCAAGACACUUGCUUGCAGAAUUAGAAUCUCCUUCUCAUGAAGAUAAUGCCCAACGCAGUAGGGAGAGUUCUUCAAAUUUAGAUUCAGACACUCUACCUUCAUCCUUAAAUGCUGCUCAUCAUUCUAGUAUUCGUUCUGGUAAUGCUUUAAAAAGGAGUAGCACUGAUAACCCAAACAAAUUUGCUCUUCAUUUGGAAGUCAAGUCAUCAAGUUUUGUACAGGUACAUUUGGGAGGUGUUGGUCAAUGGUUGAACCAUUCAAUUCCACCAGAUGAUAUUGUCAAAUUGUUAUCAAGCAUUUAUCAUCAGUUACAUAUUGUUGCAAGACAACAAGGAGGGGUCGUAAGUUCAACUUUUGAAAAUGAAUGUGUGACCAUCUCUUUCAACACAUCAACCCAACAAGUAAAUCAUCCACUGAAAGCAUUGGUUGCCAGUUCAACUCUCCGACAAAGAUUGGCACAACUCAAGAAAACCAAAUGGAAUGAUUUUGCAUUCUCAAAUCAUGACUUGUUAGAUAAUAUACAAUUCAAGUUUGGAGUUCAUUCACAACUAUCGUACUGUGGAAAUAUUGGAACAAGUGAAAUUAAGAACUAUUCUAUCAUUAGUAGUGUUCAGAGAAAUCUUGAACAAUUGAUUCGUGUUGCACAUCGAUUGUGUGUAGAUAUUGUAUUCUCUGAGAAGGUGGCAGAUUUCUCGCUCUCAGCAUUUCACGGGACAGAAUAUUCUCAACAUACACAUGUUGAUUUGGAUCUGAACAAGGGAAUGAAAGUCUAUGAAUUAGGUCUGAGCAAUACAGUGAAUGAAGAUGAAUGGAUGUAUGAAUUGCAAGAAAAGCACAAGAAGAGUCAAUGGAAAGAUUACAAUGAUGCAUGUGCUCUCCUUUUUGAAAACAAGUAUGAGGAGGCUGUGUUCCGUUUUAAAGCCUUCUCGGAUCAACAUCUUCUCGAUGUUCCUUCAAAAUACUUGCAUCAACAAUGCAUUAGAAAGAUGUAA
Molecule: messenger RNA, 1635 nt
Organism: Naegleria fowleri
Lineage: Eukaryota; Heterolobosea; Eutetramitea; Acrasida; Naegleriidae
Exons: 4
Coding region: 1-1635 (544 amino acids)
Source: RefSeq, a predicted model, not a curated record